AAAAAUCUUCAGAAUCGCUCAUGAAACGAUCAGCAAGGUGCUGCUUUUCAAGCACCUGGACCUGGACCUCCUCCUCCACCACAAGAUCUAUUUCUGCGAUUUGAUUCACCACACCGUUCUGUACAAGAUGCCGCGUCUGCGCGUGUUGCGCAUUGAGCUUUUCGCCUGCAAAUUGGACGAUGUGCUAAACCUGAGUUAUUGCUGCCGCUCUUCUCUCGUGUUCGUCAGCGUCAACCUCGACCUGGACGACUCUGUGCAACUUCCAAAUGCGUUGGAGUUGCAGGAAAAACUGGCCAAUUUGCGGAUUUUCCUCUUCCACUCGGAAUCGAAGGCAUUAGUCGAGCUGCUGAGUAUGCACUGCGCCAGAAACCUGCCCAAGUUGCAGGUCGUCAAGGAAUUCGCCAGCCAUUUCUGCAAUGGCGAGGGUUUGCCCCUUCCCGAUCCUGAAGAAAGAUCACCUGCUCCUUCGAACCUUCUCCAUUUAACAAUUGAUUUGGACACUAUUCUUUUUGAGGCAGAGGAAAUUCAUCUCAGGUUUCCCCACGUCACCCAUUUAAAGAUGUUUCAAAACGACGAAUUUUUCCCUGAAGAUGUGGACUUAUUGAAAACAAUAGACUGUCUGCUCAACUUUUCCAUGGUUGAGCACCUGGACCUCCGCUUGUCCAGGCCGUCGACCUUCAACCAAAUCUUGGAGAAGCUCUUUGGAAGGUACAAAUACAGGCUCAAGACCCUGAGCGUCGUGAGCGUCUCUCCGACGAUCAAGACCUGCAGCAUCAGCCACAUUUUCCAGCAGUGUCCGCAUCUGGAAAAGCUCAAUUUUGUGUCUUACGAAAUGGAAGUUGAUUGGCUCCAACCACCGAUUAAUCACCUGACAGAACUGGAGCUGCUGGUGACUGACAUUUCAAAGGCCAGGAGCGAUUUGCUGUCGUUCGUCCUGCGUCCGCCCACUUUGGAGAGGGUCAAGUUGAUUGGCCAAACUGAAAACGUUCAAGACGUGGAAAAUGUGGUCCGCAGCAUCCGCAACGUCGACGGAAUCCUGCGCAACCUGAAGUCGCUGGUCAUCGACAUGGACUGCGCCUCGAUCGGACAGGUCAAGAAAGAAAACUUUAAGUCGUACGUCGAGCUGAUCUACUGCGCCGAGAAAUGGCUCAAAGAUGCGAAUCUCGAGAAUAUCCAGUUUUUUAUGAACAAGCUGGACGAGUACUCCACCCUGGUCAGGUGCCACACUGGAUCUUGUAACGGUCGGAAAAUUCGCUCUGCAAAUUUUUUCUUCGACGCGGAUCGAGAUCGGCUUAAUUGGUUCAUCGACACUGACCUCAUUCUCAUCCUCGACCGGUUCUUAAUUGAUUAAAAAAUUACACCUGUAGCAUUGAAAUGACCA
Messenger RNA from Cloeon dipterum, 1381 nucleotides. RefSeq lists its product as uncharacterized. NCBI's taxonomy places the organism in Eukaryota, Metazoa, Arthropoda, Insecta, Ephemeroptera, Baetidae. The coding region runs from base 128 to 1351 and encodes 407 amino acids. The transcript is spliced from 3 exons. The record is from RefSeq and is a predicted model, not a curated record.